AUGCUUCUGGAGAAUAUAGGGACAUCUGUUCUUGUUUCCGAAAAUCAGCUUCCUGAGCUUCAUGAAUUGAUGACUGAGGCUGCGGGUUUGCUAAACAUUGAGGCCCCUGACUUGUAUUUACGCCAAAGUUUCGUUCCCAAUGCAUUCAAUUUGUCAAUCAGUGGAAAGAAACCGUUUGUUGUUGUUCAUACAAGCUUGGUUGAACUUUUUUGUACUCGGUUCAUGUUGCUUUUUUUUCUCUGUAUUCACAUGCAGGCUGUUUUAGCUCGUGAAUUGGGUCAUUUGAAGUGUGAUCACGGUGUGUGGCUCACGUUUGCUAAUAUUCUUACUCUCGGAGCGUAUUCUGUCCCUGACUCUAUAUAUCUACUCUAUUUCGUUGUAAGGCUCGGCAGUUUGAUUGCUCAGACACUAGAAGAGCAACUCUUCCGUUGGAUUCGAGCUGCUGAACUCACGUGUGAUAGGGCAGCACUUGUUGUUGCUCGAGACCCUAAGCAAGCUCGCUCUUAUGAAAAGGCUUCUGCUAGCCCAAUCGGGUGGUAUAUAAGGAAUGCUCAAACGAGGCAACUUUCGCACCCUCUUCCGGUUCUUCAUGCUCGUGAGAUUGAUGAAUGGUCCAGGAGUUCAGAGUAUCAAUCUCUUCUUAAGCGUGUGAAGUUGGUCAACUCGGUUAAUGGCGUUUAG
This is a messenger RNA of Striga hermonthica, 681 nucleotides long. NCBI's taxonomy places the organism in Eukaryota, Viridiplantae, Streptophyta, Magnoliopsida, Lamiales, Orobanchaceae. The record is from the annotation of a GenBank genome assembly.